GUUUCAUCUACCUCUCUCACCCACCACAGACAGCUGGGAGGCAGACAGCACGACACAACAGGAGGAUUUCUUAAUAUCUCUUCUGCUGCGUUCUUUAUAUCCUGCAGUCUGACGACGUGCUCCUGCUCAGUUCCAGAAGAGUCAUUUUUGGCGCCGUGGGACAUCUCCUUCCAUUAGAACAUCUUUGUGAUUUGCGAGAAAAAGGACAUCUUUACAAUAAGCUGUCGCCUCUGUGUCUCUGUUCUGGGAGGAUGCUGCUUCUAUAGACACUGAGGCCUUUCUCUCUGAAGAUUACAGCCGGAUAGUCAGGUUUUGUCUCCAUGCUGGGAAUAAAAGGAAAUGUGGAUUUUCUACAUAUUAUUAAAAGUGGAUGACACAUCGACAGGAAGACGGCACUUAGACAAAGAAAUAAAAUGGCAGUAAAGACCUUCUGUGCUGUAGCAAAGCCCGAGGAGGUGGAAAAGUACGCCAGAGGAGAAGAUGAGGGCAGAGAUUGUUUGCAGCAGUUCCUCUGCUGUCCAGCUUGUAACCAGGACUAUGACAUGGCCCUGAUCCUGCCGUGCUCUCAUACUAUGUGUGCUCGCUGUGUGGCAGCUGCAGAGGGAACCAGCUCGUGUGGUCCACGGCAGUCUGUGUGCUCGGUGCUGUGCCCCUGCUGCAGACAUGGUGUAGAACUGCCCUGCUGGGCCUGGUCGUCUGCCACGUCCUGUCUGCCAAAACAUCCCACCCUGAGGUGUGAACGUGUGAGAGGGGAGACAGGCAUGGAAGGGGGGUCACCUGAAGAUCACCUUCAACAUGUGCAGGAGGAGAAAGCAGCACAGACCGGUUUACACUGCUCCAGAGCUGCCAUUUCCUCAGUGAUACCAGAGGAUGGUGCUGUAGACCUGCAAGAAGAGGAAAUGGAGCGAUCUGUUUUUGGACUGCAUUUUGCUUUGGACCCUUCAACUGCCCCUCCAUACCUCCAUCUUUCCAACUCCUCCCUCACGGUCACCUACCACAGACAGAGUCCCCCGGCCCCUCCUCCAGAAAACAAGAUCAGGAAAUCGACGAUGAGCCCUGACCCCGGGGCCCUCUUUCAUGUUUGUGCUGAUGUUGUGAUUGCACGGGGACAAUACUACUGGGAGGUGGACGUCUCCAACAGCUCCGUCUACAGGAUUGGUGUGAUCUCAUCGGACGGCCCUGCUGGCUGGUGGCUUGAGAGGCAGGGCUCAUCUUUCUGUGCCUUGUACGAUGGCAGCUGUGAGCCAGUUUGCACUGUCCCACCUCAGAUCAAAACCCUCGGGGUCUUCCUCAACAUCGGAGGGGGGACCCUGAGCUUCCACAACCCUCUGACUCAGGAGCAUCUGACCACGCUGCCCACCAGCUUCAGCCCUGGUGGAGUGCUCCCAGCCCUGGGCCUGGGUCAGGGCAGGCUGAGGCUGCGCUGCGGCCUCCCCCCUCCUCCUCACGUGUUUGUCAGUAAGGACUCGGCCUACAGGGGGCCUUGUAGGGCCAAUGGUAGUCGGUGGCGCAGGGAGGUUCCCUUCCAGUCUGUCAGGAAAGUGAUACAGAAGUUUGAGGAGCUGGCUUUGUCAGACUCAGACUCGGGUCUUGUGUCCAGUUUUGGAUCAUCCUGCUCCACCUUGGCUUCCCUUCCAGAUGUCGCAAUUCCUGGGAGGUUUCCCUCUGACCAAGCAGGACAGGAAACUGAAGCUGAAUGAGAAGAGCUUCUAAAACUUUCUCUUCAAUGGAAGCAACAAAAAGACCCCCAGUUCCCCUACAAAGUUUGAUCUAUGGCUGUCAUUUGAAAGGCAAAUUUUCUAUCUGGAGGGACUUUUAGCUGCCUCUUUCUACUCUCUGUGUGACCCCGGAUCGGCAAUUGACUCUCUCCCCAGGACGCAGGCCUUUCUCUCAGCUAAACAACCCCCACUGGUUCGGGCUUGGGGCAGAAAGAGACCUAUGUAAUGUGAAGUGUGAGGAAAGGGUGGGCUUGUAACAGCGGGACUUCUUGAUUUGUCUCAGUGUGACGGUUGUCAGACAGUGGGGGUCCUGCACCAGCAGUGUGCACUCUUCACUGUGUGUAUGUGAGCAGCAGCACUACGCUGAGCGUUUGCUCGUCACUCCUCCAUUUCGGUGUGUGUGUGUGAGCAAGAGGGAAUAACGUACAAGCAGCAGGAGGUGAGAUGAUGAGGUGCGAGUACAGCGACACCAGUGGUGUUGACACAGAGCAGCAAGGACAGGUGGUAGCAUCCGUUUAUCUCCUCGAUAGGACAGUAGGGCUACCCUUUCCUGACCCUUUGAAAGCCACAGGACCCCCCAAGACUUCAAAAGGGGUGACAGAGAGCAGGAGAACAGAGAGAGAGAAAGAGAAAACAGCAUGCAUGAAUUAAAGACAGCAGGUGAUGAACUGGAAAAGGAAUGAGCUAAGAGAUUCCCAGCAGCUUUAAUACCAAGAAGCCCUUAUGGAUGUGCUAGCUCAGGCCACCCCAUGUGAGAACCUGUUUUAAAGUAGAACUGUGAUAGCACAUGUAGUAGCAUAGCACAGAAACUUUAAGAACCUUACGAAGAAAGCCUCAACGGACCUCAGUCCCAUUUUAAUGAAUGUGAUGUCUGUCAAAUGACUGAAUCAGCAAGUGAACAUGUGCGUCUGUGGUGGCUAUUGAUGGAAUAAAAGUUAGCAAAUAUCA
Acanthochromis polyacanthus (spiny chromis) is the source of this 2666-nucleotide messenger RNA. RefSeq lists its product as uncharacterized. The record is from RefSeq and is a predicted model, not a curated record. The transcript has 5 exons. The coding region runs from base 414 to 1700 and encodes 428 amino acids. Gene Ontology annotation, molecular function: protein binding. NCBI's taxonomy places the organism in Eukaryota, Metazoa, Chordata, Actinopteri, Pomacentridae.